UCAAUUUAGAACAGUGUUUCUGCACGCGCGGUGAGAUAUUUUAUACAUGUUAUUUGUAUUACAUUGAACCAAUUGUGAUUUCAAAUAAGUAAAAUAUUGUCAAAGAGAAUAAAAAUGGCAGACACAGCAAUGGACAACUCUGGUAGACUUGUAAAGAUGGAAAUGAAUUACAGUAGUGCAUGCGAUACAAAAAUUCCAGAAUGCAAGAAACUUGCUUCUGAAGGAAAGCUCCACGAUGCUUUGGAUCAAUUAUUGGCUUUGGAAAAACUUACCAGAACUAGUGCCGAUAUGCCAUCGACAUCAAGACUUCUGGUAGCUAUAGUUGAGAUUUGCUUAGAAGCAAAAAAUUGGUCUGCACUUAAUGAACACAUAAUUUUAUUAUCAAAGAGACGUACUCAGCUUAAACAGGCUGUUACAAAAAUGGUUCAAGAAUGUUGCACUUACAUAGACAAAAUGCCUAAUAAAGAAGUUAUGGUGAAACUAAUAGAAACACUUCGUUUAGUCACAGAAGGAAAGAUAUAUGUGGAAGUGGAAAGAGCAAGACUUACACAUCGUUUAGCUAAAAUAAAGGAGGCAGAAGGAGACAUUACAGGUGCUGCGGCAGUAAUGCUUGAAUUACAGGUGGAAACAUAUGGCAGUAUGUCACGACGAGAAAAAGCUUCUCUUAUCUUGGAACAGAUGAGACUCUGUUUGGCAAAAAAAGAUUUCAUGAGAACACAAAUUAUUGCUAAGAAAAUUAAUAUUAAAUUUUUCAGUGAUGAGAAUGAUGAAGAAACUCAAGCUCUGAAGUUGAAAUAUUAUGAUUUAAUGAUGGAAUUGGCUCGUCAUGAGGGAUGGCAUCUGGAACUAUGCCGUCAUAAUCGAGCAGUAUUAGAGACUCCUACGAUUCGGGACGAUUCAGAGAAAAGACAUACUGCACUUUCUCGAGCGGUCUUAUAUCUUGUGCUUGCUCCACAUGAACCGGAGCAAGCUGAUUUGACUCAUAGAUUACUUGCUGACAAACUUUUAGAUGAGAUACCCACAUACAAGGAAUUACUACGUUUAUUUGUAAAUCCCGAGUUAAUAAAAUGGUCGGGAUUGUGUGAAAUUUAUGAGAAAGAUCUUAGAGCAACUGAAGUUUUCUCUUCCUCAACAGAAGAAGGUCGCAAACGAUGGACAGAUUUGCGGAAUCGUGUUGUAGAACAUAACAUCAGGAUCAUGGCUAAAUAUUACACCAAGAUUACCUUAACUCGUAUGGCUGAACUGCUAGAUCUUCCAGCUGAAGAAACGGAAGCCUGUCUUUGCAACUUAGUAGAAACUGGAAUAAUCAGCGCGCGUACAGAUCGUCCAGCCGGCAUAGUUCGUUUUACUGGUACACAAGAACCAGCUGCUCUCUUGGAUACAUGGGCUGCUUCUUUAUCGAAAUUAAUGAGUCUUGUGAAUCAUACAACACAUUUAAUUCAUCAAGAAGAAAUGUUAGCUGUUGCGCAAUCUUAAACUUGGUAUGUGAAAUAUAAAUAAAUCACAUUAAUAUGUAAACUACUUAUAUAUUUUUUCGUAUAAACUAUUUACUUUUGUGUUACUUAAUAUUUUUUAGCACAUUUGUAUACAUAUAUAAAUUCAUGAAUUUGUUACCAAAUUAACUAAUUCUUCAAGUGCAUUUUGAAUCAAAAAUAUGUUAAAAUAAAAUAUUUCUCUACACUGA
Messenger RNA from Pseudomyrmex gracilis, 1684 nucleotides. It is a transcript of the gene Rpn5, whose product is annotated as 26S proteasome non-ATPase regulatory subunit 12. The record is from RefSeq and is a predicted model, not a curated record. The transcript is spliced from 8 exons. NCBI's taxonomy places the organism in Eukaryota, Metazoa, Arthropoda, Insecta, Hymenoptera, Formicidae. Gene Ontology annotation, cellular component: nuclear proteasome complex; proteasome regulatory particle, lid subcomplex; cytoplasm. The coding region runs from base 115 to 1476 and encodes 453 amino acids.